CUUAAUAGUGGUAUCAGAGCCAUGGUCUCAAGCAGGACUAACAUCAAACAACCAUGGCCAACGAAACACCCAAAACCACCGAUUCCAAAACCCAAAAGUCCAGCUCAAGCAAAACCGUGAUUACCACACCCACUAUUAUCAAUACCAGUACCAGUUCAAACAAUAUCAUAGCCUUUGUUGCUGCUCAAUUCCCAGUCAAACUCACCUCUGAUAAUUAUACCAUGUGGAGUCGACAGUUUACCUCAUUGCUCCGAGUUUAUCGACUGACUGAUUUUUUGCAGGGUACUAGGCCAUGUCCUCCAGAAGAUGACAUACCCGACUCACCAUAUGAUUUGGAAUUCAAGGCCUCAAUUCGAGCCUGUGAUGGACCCCCAUUGUCAUUUGAAGACUUACAAGAUCGACUAUUAGCCCAUGAAGAGUCUCUACAAAGAGAGGAGGCUCUUGUUGGUGAUACCAAUCCACCAAUUACAGCACAAUUUGCUUUUGUGCAUCCUCGUACUAUUGGAAAUCCUAGCGGCUAUGGUGGCUUCAAUGCUUGGAACUCGUUAGGUGGCCAUUAUGAUGGAGUUCAAACACACUUCAAUCGAACUUCUAAGCCCAACUCAACAGCUUCACCUUAUACCAACAGCCAAUUUAAUGGGUAUGCCCUAAAGGGUUGUGGAGGAGCCCGAGGAAACCGUGGAGCCCGAGGAGGGAAAAAUAAUCGAAAUUCCUCCAACAUGUAUAAUAGUUACAAUGCUAAUGCAUGUCAAUUGUGCAAUAGUUUUGGACAUUUUGCCAGGAACUGUCCUGAACUCAAAAAUCAUGCUCAUGUUGCCAACUUUGCAACAAUUUCCACUUUAAAGAAGGGUGAUUGGUGGAUAGAUUCUAGAGCCUCUAAUCAUGUUACUCUUGACUUGGCAACCUUAGCACUUCACUUAGAAUAUGAUGGGUCUGAUGAACUACUCAUUGUGGUAUCAGAGCCAUGGUCUCAAGCAGGACUAACAUCAAACAACCAUGGCCAACGAAACACCCAAAACCACCGAUUCCAAAACCCAAAAGUCAAGCUCAGGAAAAACCGUGCUAUUAUCAAUACCAGUACCAGUUCAAACAAUAUCAUAGCCUUUGUUGCUGCUCAAUUCCCAGUCAAACUCACCUCUGAUAAUUAUACCAUGUGGAGCCGACAGUUUACCUCAUUGCUCCGAGUUUAUCGACUAACUGAUUUUUUGCAGGGUACCAGGCCAUGUCCUCCAGAAGAUGACAUACCCGACUCACCAUAUGAUUUGUGGGUAAGGCAAGAUCAAUCAAUACAACACGCAAUUAAGACUUCAGUAUCAGAAUCCAUUCACCCAUAUGUAUCUAGUGCAGAGACCUCGCAUGAAGCUUGGGUGAUACUUGAAAGACUUUAUGCAAAUAGCUUUCAUACAAGAGUUAAUGCAUUGAAAGAAAGGCUCCAGAACCUUCGGUGUGAAGGUAGAGCAGUAGUAGAGUAUCUUCACACUAUAAAAAACCUAAUUGAUCGGAUUGGAAAUGCAAAAAAGGUACCCCUAAACAAUUAUGACAUUCAAGUUUAUCUGCUUAACGGUUUGGGACAUGAAUACAGGGAAUUCAAGGCCUCAAUUCGAGCCCGUGAUGGGCCCCCAUUGUCAUUUGAAGACUUACAAGAUCGACUAUUAGCCCAUGAAGAGUCUCUACAAAGAGAGGAGGCUCUUGUUGGUGAUACCAAUGCACCAAUUACAGCACAAUUUGCUUUUGUGCAUCCUCGUACUAUUGGAAAUCCUAGCGGCUAUGGUGGCUUCAAUGCUUGGAACUCGGUAGGUGGCCAUUAUGAUGGAGUUCAAACACACUUCAAUCGGACUUCUAAGCCCAACUCAACAGCUUCACCUUAUACCAACAGCCAAUUUAAUGGUUUUGGACAUUUUGCCAAGAACUAUCCUGAACUCAAAAAUCAUGCUCAUGUUGCCAACUUUGCAACAACUUCCACUUUAAAGAAGGGUGAUUGGUGGAUAGAUUCUGGAGCCUCUAAUCAUGUUACUCUUGACUUGGCAACCUUAGCACUUCACUCAGAAUAUGAUAGGUCUGAUGAACUACUCAUUGGUGAUGGAUCAGAGCCCACUUGUGUUAGUCAAGCUUUGAAACAUCCUCAAUGGCGUCAGGCUAUGUCUGAUGAGUUUAAUGCUUUGGUUCACCAAAGCACUUGGGAGUUGGUUCCACCUAAUGCCCAUCAACAUGUGAUUGGCUGUAAGUGGGUAUUCCGGGUUAAACGGAAUAAGGAAGGCAGGGUUGAACGGUUUAAAGCUCGUCUUGUGGUUAAAGGAUUUCAUCAAAGGCCUGGUUUUGAUUACUUUAACACUUUUAGCCCUAUUAUUAAACAUGUUACUAUUCGGGUUGUUCUCUCUUUGGCAAUCACUCAGAAUUGGUUUAUUCGGCAAUUAGAUGUUAACAAUGCUUUUUUCCAUGGAAAGCUUGAGGAAGACUUGUUUAUGGCUCAACCACUCGGGUUCCUUGAUGCUAGUCUACCUAUGCAUGUUUGCCGGCUUCGGAAGUCUAUCUAUGGCCUCAAACAAGCUCCUCGCACAUGGUUUCAAGAGUUGAAAAGCGUUUUACUCUCUCAUGGGUUCCAGAAUUCUCACUCAGAUACAUCUCUUUUUAUCUAUCACAAUGGGUCUGAUUGCUUAUACUUUCUGGUUUAUGUCGAUGAUAUCAUUGUGACCGGCAGCAAUCCACAGUUGAUUGAUUCUUUGAUUCAAUUGAUAAGCAACACAUUCUCUAUCAAAGACCUUGGUUCCCUUACUUAUUUUUUGGGAGUUAAUGUUAUCUUCACUCCUGCAGGCCUUUUUCUCUCCCAGGCUCAAUAUAUUCGUGACCUACUGGAUAACUCAACAGAGGCCGAGUACCGUGCUCUAGCUGCUGUAUCCUCUGAAGUUAUGUGGGUUUGCCAUCUUCUUCGUGAGUUGGGGCAUCUUGUUUCUUCUCCUCCGGCGGUGUACUGUGACAAUGUUGGUGCUACUCAUCUUAGUAGCAAUCCAGUCAUGCACACUCGUAUGAAACAUAUUGCCAUUGAUCUUCAUUUUGUCCGUGAGUUGGUGGAUCGAAAGCUUCUACGGGUCAGUCACAUCUCUACUGUUGAUCAGCUAGCUGAUGGUUUUACCAAGCCUUUAUCCUCGCGGCAAUUCUCUCAGCUGAAAUCCAAGAUUGGCGUUACCGAUGGUAGCUCCAUCUUGCAGGGGCGUGUUAUGGAAACACAUCCUAUCAACACAGCUCAAGAAUCUAGCUCGUGAAUCUGCACUAAUUACAGCAAAUAUAAUCAGCAUUAUAUGCAGGAUAUCAAUCACACUUAUUUGUAUAUAUUUUCUAUUAUUGUAUAUCUUUAAUUUCCAUAAAUAAUUGCAGACCUUGUGUAUAUAGGAUAUUCAAUUCUGUGAAUAAUAUAUAUUAGUUUCAUUCUCAAGUUUUUGUCUUAAUAGCUUGAACACAGUUAAAGGAGAGUAUGUCACCUGCUCAGACAACGGUGUCCCAACAUCCAUGUUUUGGAUUGCUACCUUUCCUGCAAUAACAGUGGUAUCUGUUU
This is a messenger RNA of Rubroshorea leprosula, 3550 nucleotides long. Lineage: Eukaryota; Viridiplantae; Streptophyta; Magnoliopsida; Malvales; Dipterocarpaceae. The record is from the annotation of a GenBank genome assembly.